This is a messenger RNA of Medioppia subpectinata, 432 nucleotides long. The record is from the annotation of a GenBank genome assembly. NCBI's taxonomy places the organism in Eukaryota, Metazoa, Arthropoda, Arachnida, Sarcoptiformes, Oppiidae.
CUUUAAUGAUUUGUGUCGACAAACAUAUGAUUGAAUUGUUUAUGCAUUUUAUUAUUGCAUUCAUUCCCUGAUUAGUGUCUCGUAUUAAUGGUUUCGCUCUACCAUUAGGUGUCCCAACACUUGACAGCCAAACGGUUUUAGCGGUUCAGCAGCUCUUCAAUGACACGAAUGCCUCAAACAUCGCAAACAAUGAUGUUGAGGAGGAAGAGGAGGAUGUGUUUCAGUGCGGGAAAUGCAAAAAACAGUUCUCAAUACUGAAUACAUUUGUCAACCAUAAGAAGGAAUGCGGAAGACUUGGAUCCAAAUCUGGAUUUAAUCGCAAUGUCCACCAACUGUCCACUCAUGACCAGCAAUCGAUAGCUAAUCUCAAGGCCAGUGUUUCACCGCUCGGCUCUCAUCUAUCGCUGCCAACAUCUCCAACGAUAUCCAAUA